Seriola aureovittata is the source of this 5085-nucleotide messenger RNA. It is a transcript of the gene prkd1, whose product is annotated as protein kinase D1. Gene Ontology annotation, biological process: protein phosphorylation. The record is from RefSeq and is a predicted model, not a curated record. The transcript has 21 exons. Gene Ontology annotation, molecular function: ATP binding; protein serine/threonine kinase activity. Bases 1316 to 4111 code for a protein of 931 amino acids. Lineage: Eukaryota; Metazoa; Chordata; Actinopteri; Carangiformes; Carangidae.
GAUAGAUAGAUAGAUAGAUAGAUAGAUAGAUAGAUAGAUAGAUAGAUAGAUAGAUAGAUAGAUAGAUAGAUGGAUAGAUAGAUAGAUAGAUAGAUAGACAACACCUCAUCCAGGCUUGCUGACAUAUUUGUGGCCAUUUCUCUGUCAGCGAUUUUGUGUCUCUGAUGUCCUCGUUCUUGACCCCGCCCACAAAGUUCUGAUAAGCUUAGUUGUUUCUCUGGUUUUUUUUUCAUCUUUAUUCAUCCCCAUUGAGAAACUUCAAAUUCGACACAGCAGCACAAGGGGAAUUAGAAAUUCAAAAUAAAGAUAAAUAAGAUAAAUUAGAAAUACUAUAUACAAUAACACUAUACGAUGUAAUGUUGGCUGUCCUGUACAAUAAUGCGGUUUUGGGCUGGGCUUUGAUCAGGGCUGCAGCUAACCUUAUGUUUUAUCCUUAUGUUCUUAUUUCCCACUAUUGCUACUGAUAAUAUUAAUACAAACAAUAUAAAAAAAUAUAAUAUAAAAAAUUAUUCAAAAAAUCUCCACUACUAUUCAGAGAUGGGAGAGAGAACAAGAAAAGCUUGUUUCCAAGUUUGUCAUCUUCUAAUACAAAAAACAAUGUAAUCUGGUUUGAUUGAGUUUAAACAGGGAAGAGCUGCUUCCUUCAACUUGUCCUGGCUACGAGCCAAAGCUUUUAUUUUGAAGGGGAUAUUUUUAAAUAUGAGGAUGUUUAAUUUCCAAUUUAAUGUCCCAAAUAAAUGAAUUUAACGUAAUGAAAUAAAAUGAGGCAGGACCACUCUGCUCGUUGUUUCCGGUCACAAGUCACUGCUCAGGUGAAUAUCUCCAGUACCUCCAUGUGGAAGUGAAACAUCUCUCCACCGUCAACCCGUGAGUCCAGGAGGUUUCCCUCUCUCCUCUCCUCCCGCCUCCUCCUCCUCCUCUCCAGCCACUGUUGACGUCCAUGGCUCUGUCACCCGCAUCACCGGUUUCCACGCUGUUCUCUGGUCCAGUCAUGUAGCCACUGUGGCUCUUGUCUUUUAAUUCACCCUGUGUUCACGUCCUCCCUCUGUCUGUCUGCGCCUUCGCUCUCUGACUUUUUUUUUUCCUGUAGUUCAUCACUCGUCCUUUUCUGUCGGACACUCUUUGUUUUUCGCGCUUUUUCCGACGCUUUUGGGGAGUUUUCGCGCGUCCUGAACAUCCGAGCAAACCGCCUCUGGCUGCACCACCUGGACCCGCCGUUCAUUUCCCAAUUCAAUCACCUGCGCGGUCAUUCCUCACCGUGGUGACUCCUAAUUGUUUCCUGGCGCGGUUGGAAACCACCGGGGAGAAGGCUCAUAUGAGUGCGCCUCCGCUGAUCCGUGCGCCCAGCCCGCUCCCGUUCUCAGGGGGGACCAAUAACACCAACACCGGUGCCGGGGGAGGAGGAGGAGGAGGAGGAGGAGGAGGAGGAGGUGGAGGAGGUGGAGGAGGUGGCGGCGGCGGAGGAGGAGGAGGAGGAGGUGGCGGUGUGAUCUCCUUCCACAUCCAGAUAGGUCUGAGCCGGGAGCCGGUGCUGCUGGACGCCGCAGAGCUCAGCCUCAGUCAGGUCCGGGAGGUGGCGUGUUCCAUCGUGGACCAGAAGUUACCAGAGUGCGGCUUCUACGGGAUGUACGAGAAGAUCCUGCUGUUUCGCCAUGACCACACGUCGGAGAACGUGCUGCAGCUGCUGCGUUCCGCCUCUCAGAUCCAGGAGGGAGACCUGGUGGAGGCCGUGCUGUCAGCGUCGGCCACAGUGGAAGACUUCCAGAUCCGUCCGCACUGUCUGUUCGUCCACUCGUACCGAGCUCCGGCCUUCUGCGACCACUGUGGAGAGAUGCUGUGGGGGCUCGUACGACAGGGGCUCAAAUGUGAAGGCUGUGGCCUCAACUAUCACAAGCGCUGUGCCUUUAAGAUCCCGAAUAACUGCAGCGGGGUGAGGAGGCGUCGCCCGUCCAACGUCUCCCUGACGGGGGGGCUGGUCAACAUCGGCCGCCCCCUCUCUGCCGAGCCCUCACCCCCCCACUACACCGACGAUGCUUUACUGUCUCCAGUCAGUCCGAGCAUGGAGCAGAAGAACCAGUUGGAUUACUUCCCCGGCAGAGAGCGCCGCUCCAGCUCCCAGUCGUACAUCGGACGUCCCAUCGAGCUGGACAAGAUCCUGUUGUCGAAGGUCAAAGUUCCCCACACCUUCCUCAUCCACUCGUACACCCGACCCACCGUCUGCCAGCACUGCAAGAAGCUGCUGAAAGGCCUGUUCAGGCAGGGGCUGCAGUGUAAAGAUUGUAAAUUCAACUGUCACAAACGAUGUGCUCCCAAAGUGCCCAACAACUGUCUGGGAGAAGUUUCUAGAAAUGGAGAGCUCCUGAGCCCGGGGGCGGAGUCGGACGUCGUCAUGGUGGAAGGUUGCCUGGACGACCACGACGUGGACAGAAGCGGCGGCCUGUUGGACGACAUGGAUGAUGCACUGACAUCAGAGGGGGGGCUGUUGCUGGAGGCGGGGCCCAGCGACCUCUGCGACCUGCACGACCCCGACCUGGACGACUCCAACCGGGCCAUCAGCCCGUCCACCAGUAACAACAUCCCUCUGAUGCGAGUCGUUCAGUCCGUCAAACACACGAAGAGGAAGAGCAGCAACGUGAUGAAGGAGGGCUGGAUGGUCCACUACACCAGCAAGGACACUCUGAGGAAAAGACAUUACUGGCGGCUGGACAGUAAAUGCAUCACGCUGUUUCAGAACGACACCGGAGGUAAAUACUACAAGGAGAUCCCUCUGUCAGAGAUCUUGUCUCUGGAACCGGCCCAGACCUUCUCUCUGCUUCCCGAUGGAGCCAAUCCUCACUGCUUUGAGAUUGCCACGGCGUCGCUGGUCUACUACGUCGGCGAGAACCUGCAGAGAGCCGAGUCGUCCGUGACCGGCAGCAGCAUUCUGGUCAGUGGCGUGGGGCAGGAUGUGGCUCGGAUGUGGGAGAUGGCCAUCCAGCACGCUUUGAUGCCAGCUGUUUCCACAGGAAUUUCCCAUAGUUCUCACCGCAGUGGACACAAGGAAGUUUCCAUCAGUAUCUCUGUCUCCAACUGCCAGAUCCAGGAGAAUGUGGACAUCAACUCCGUGUACCAGAUCUUCCCUGACGAGGUUCUGGGCUCAGGACAGUUCGGCAUCGUCUACGGAGGUAAACACAGGAAGUCUGGCCGCGACGUCGCCAUCAAGAUCAUUGAUAAACUCCGCUUCCCCACCAAACAGGAGAGUCAGCUGCGCAACGAAGUGGCCAUCCUGCAGAGUCUGCACCACCCGGGCGUGGUCAACCUGGACUGCAUGUUUGAGACGCCGGAGCGAGUGUUCGUCGUCAUGGAGAAGCUUCAUGGAGACAUGCUGGAGAUGAUCCUGUCCAGUGAGAAGGGGCGGCUGCCGGAGAGGAUCACCAAGUUCCUCGUCACGCAGAUCCUCGUGGCUUUACGUCACCUUCACUUCAAGAACAUCGUCCACUGUGACCUGAAACCUGAGAACGUCCUGCUGGCUUCUGCAGACUCCUUCCCACAGGUGAAGCUUUGUGACUUUGGUUUCGCUCGGAUCAUCGGUGAGAAGUCGUUCAGGCGUUCAGUGGUCGGCACGCCGGCGUACCUCGCUCCAGAGGUCCUCAGGAACAAAGGCUACAACCGCUCCCUGGACAUGUGGUCGGUCGGAGUCAUCAUCUACGUCAGCCUCAGCGGGACGUUCCCUUUCAAUGAAGACGAAGACAUCAACGAUCAGAUCCAGAACGCUGCCUUCAUGUACCCUCCUCACCCCUGGAAGAAAGUCUCCCAGGAAGCGAUCGACCUGAUCAACAACCUGCUGCAGGUGAAGAUGAGGAAGAGAUACAGCGUCGACAAGACCCUCAGUCACCCCUGGUUACAGGACUACCAGAUGUGGCUGGACCUGAGGAACCUGGAGUCCCGCAUGAACGAGCGCUACAUCACCCACGAGAGCGACGACCUGCGCUGGCAUCACCACGCCCAGCUCAGCGGCCUCGACUACCCGCCGCACCUCGCCAACGGUCCUCACCCCGCACAGGGGGUGGAGCGUUACCAGGAGCGAGAGGAGGAGCUGGAGACCCUCAGUGAGAGGGUCAGUGAACUCUGAUGACGUGGCCUCGUGUGAAGAGACAGAACCAACAAAAGCACAAAAUGAAAACAGGUAGUUCUGCUUAUUAAAAAAGAAAACAGCUUUUAAAAACACGUCGCGAUCGUAAUCAUUAACGCAAAUUCAACCGAUCUCUGUGAUUCUGUGCCACUUUCCAUUUUUGUCCAAUCAUCGCAACUUUUCUGCAAAAGUUUCCCUCCAGUUGAACCAAUCAGAACAGUCCCUGAUCCAAAUAUCUACAGUCACGUGAUCGUGUUGAUGUUUAUCUACAUCUGAAGAUCCGGUCGUCACUAAAGAGUCAUGUUGACAUUUAAGGUGUGUGUACUGAUUUCCAAACGUCAAUCACGCAUCAAGUAACGCUCAAGAAAACAUUCCACCUUAAAAGAUGGCGGCAGCUGCUGCAGCCUCUGAGCUGCUCAGUCAAUUAAUCUGUUAAAGAUAAAAAGACAGAAAAGUUUCUCUAAGCUGUAAAUUGAUAAGUUGAUGAGGUGAUACCUGUGAUGCAGAGGAGCAGGUGCUGGGUCGACCUGGGUUUAUUCUCCCUGGUACAAGUCGAAUUAUUAUUAUUAUAAUUAUUAUUGUUUUUAAUGAAAAACUAAAACUGUAACUAAACUAAAAUCUGGUUGGCCACAGAAAAGCAACAUCAGCGUUUAUCUUCAGGCCUGACUGCGAGUUUUUUUGAGUUGUGUUUAUUAUUCAAAGCUAUAAAUGUUUUCUGUUCUUUUUUUUUUAUAUUUUGAUUGAAACUUUAUUGAGGACGUCUGACGUUCACAGUACAAACAGAGUUCCUGCUGUUUUCCUUUGUGGAGCAGCAGUGAGUCAGGGUUUCAUUCCAAAAGGAGAUAUCCAAAAUAAUGAUGUUCAUGAGUCGCCAUGGCAACGGACGACUCUGAGGUGUUUUUCUGUUUAUGGAUAUGAAAAUCCUCAAUCGCUCAAAUAUCAGUGCCAAUAAAAAAAACACACAAAAAACGCCA